UUGUAUCCUGCUCGUUGAUCAAAUUUCAGAUUUCGUGUUCUUUCAUUCUUUGAUGCACACAGAAGAGAGUGAGAAGGCAAAACGAACUUAAUACCAACACUCUAAUCCUGGGAGAAGCCCAACGACAUUGAAUUGGUUCUCUUCCUAAUUCUAACUUUCUAAGCUCGAAUCUUGCAUCAAUGGCGUCUUGAUUUGAAUUUACCUGUAUCAGCAGUUCUCUUGAGAAGCGUUUGGCUCGUAUGAAGUGUGUACUUGGUCAGAUUCCUCCUCUAAUUGUCCAUUCAGCUGUCCUUGAUGUUUUGGCGUGUAGCAGACCCAUUGGCACAUUUGUAGGCAUUGGUGUUACGAGCGAUCUAUGGCGGUGAUUGCUCGAUGUCCAGACGUAGAAGAAGGCGACAAGGGAGGAACAUAAUUCUUCGGUUCAAAGAGUUUUUCCUGUAUCACGUUGGAGCUGAAAGCUUGUCACUCAAGAAGAAGUGGUAUUAUGGCAGGAGGGGACGAAAGGGUUGAACUCAAGUUCCGCAUCUUUGAUGGAACCGAUAUUAGUCAUAGUACCUACGCUUCGUCUACUACUAUUGCAACACUCAAGGAUAGACUAGUUGCCGAAUGGCCUCAAGACAAAACAAUCAUACCCAAGUCAGUAAACGAUGUGAAACUCAUUUACUCUGGGAAAGUUUUGGAGAACAGCAAGACACUUGCCGAGUCCAGAAUACUUUUUGGUGAUCUUCCUGGUGGGGUUAUUACAAUGCAUGUGGUAGUGCAGCCACCUCUAGCAAGAAAGAAGACCGACAAAAACCAGGAGGAGAUGCCAAAGCAAAACAUGUGCUCGUGUACAAUCCUUUAACAAGAGUUGCUUCUUUAUACCACAACUAGAGAGGAAAUCCGCCCAAUUUUUUUGUCAGAUUUUUUUUUUCCCACCAGAGUUACUUGGACCGAUAUUUCCCCAUUCUCCCUGUUUUUUGUUUUACAUGGUGGCCGUUGUUGUUGCGUUCCCAUGUUGUAAUCAUUUUCUUUGUACAAUUUAGCGCUAGUGUCAUUAUGUGAAAUGAAGCCAAUCCUUGUUUUUUUA
Molecule: messenger RNA, 1069 nt
Organism: Nelumbo nucifera (sacred lotus)
Lineage: Eukaryota; Viridiplantae; Streptophyta; Magnoliopsida; Proteales; Nelumbonaceae
Product: membrane-anchored ubiquitin-fold protein 3-like
Molecular function (GO): protein binding
Source: RefSeq, a predicted model, not a curated record